Messenger RNA from Xiphophorus maculatus (southern platyfish), 3860 nucleotides. RefSeq names its product FH1/FH2 domain-containing protein 1-like. Gene Ontology annotation, molecular function: actin filament binding. Gene Ontology annotation, cellular component: cytoskeleton; cytoplasm. NCBI's taxonomy places the organism in Eukaryota, Metazoa, Chordata, Actinopteri, Cyprinodontiformes, Poeciliidae. Gene Ontology annotation, biological process: actin filament network formation; cortical actin cytoskeleton organization. The coding region runs from base 1611 to 3299 and encodes 562 amino acids. The record is from RefSeq and is a predicted model, not a curated record. The transcript is spliced from 9 exons.
AACCAAAUACUGUUUUAGAAACCCGUUCUAGACAGUCCAAAAGUCUUUUCACAUUUUGCCUCACAAACUUUUAAGUAUUUUAUUGGUAUUUAAUGCGAUAGACAAGCACUGAGAAGUUUCUUUGUGUCUACAAAUGGAAUCAGAAAAUUGUGGCAUCCUGUUGAAUUCAGUCGCCGUGUGCAAAUAUUUUGCAUAGCCACCGUUACAUCGAUAGAAACGCAGCCAUAAGAGGUCACAAGCCAGUGAUUCCUCGUACCAGUCCCACGUCUGGAAAAUGCAGAGGGUUGUGUCAGGAAGGAAAAUCCAACAUACAAUCUAAACCUGAUCAAAUACGUGACUCACAAACAUCAAUUCUGUACGGGAUUGGUUGAGGCCAGGGUCAAUAAUGCCCUGAAACGUCGGCAUCGUUAGCAUCUACUGCAGUGAGACUCCAUCUGAUAGACAAAAUAUACUAUUUAUGUGAGAUUAUGACAUGUGGAAUGUAAUACUCAUAAUAUUAUGCACACUGACGAUGCAUUGGAAGCCCUGUACUUCGAUCUUUUGCACCAGUAACUAGCUUCCCCGUCGUGUUUUGCAUGGUCUCACCUGACUAGACCUUGCUUGCAGUAUCCUUCACCUGGCUUUCUUUCAAAACAAGUAACUAGUACUGAUGUGACAAUAGCGUUGUACUGCUUUGAAAAGAAUGUUUCCUGCAUAUUUGGAGCAAUCCUGCCCAUAAAAAGUUCACCGCCCUACUUAAAAAAGAACUUAUGUAAGAAUAAUAUGUCUUCAUAAAACUGACAGAGGAAAUUGCUUGAAAGCAAGAUGUGCUCUUCUGUGUGUGUGUUAACUAAAGAGGACGGAAGUAACAGAUCUAAAGAAGGAGAUAAAGAGGCUUGUGUAUACACCAUGAUACCAACACAAACAGGAGAUUCGGCCUCGAUAAGGAAAUGAAGGAAAAGGGCGCAGCUCAAAUAAACCAUAACCGAUGCGCCAGUGCAUCCCUCGCCCUCGUCGCUCUCCAACCGAAAUGCUCGCUGGACACACACGGGGAGAUGAAAGUCAGAGGGCAGCUGCGGAGGCAUUUCUGAAAGAGCAGCAGGGAAAGGCAUUCCGUGAAUGUUCUCAUCAGAGUUGGAAUCAGGACUUAAACACAGCCCAUCAAGGCUCACAAGAAUUCUCUGAGGUUGCAGAGCUCUGCUGCAAAAGAACAACAGCGGACGUUUAGGUCAGACGCUUCUCAUCUGAGGGAACAAACGUGACACCCGAGGCAAUUACAGGUUACGGUGGAGUGAGGAUCGGCCAGAGGUGGCUCAGAAAUUGGGACUCUGGGUGUGGGAGCUCUGCGCUCCUGUGGUGGACAAGUGAGGCAGAGCAUCCACAGAUGUUCAGAUGGAGAUUUAGUGUCUGUGAGGUGGAGGCUGACUGCGCAGUGAGAAGAGACAGUACAGGAAAAGCAAGGAGUUCUUUUUCUGUGAGGAAUGAAGGGCACGGAAGACAAGGUCUGGUAGAUCCUCAACGAGACUUUCGUUCAUUUUCAGGAUGAAGAAGAGGUAUGCCUUUUGGAGUCAGCUGAGGAAAAAGUAACUUCUUUGAGUUUUUUAUAACACGUUCAUUUCUUAGAGAUACCAAUGAAGGAAUCGGAUCAAAUCAAAGACCUGACCUGGGAUUUUGACCAAUCCUGGGACUCGAUCAUUAAACCGGCCGCGUGCCUUUGCCUCAACACCUUGGAUUUCUCUGACCUCUUCGAUGAAGACGACAGUGAAGAGGACGAGCAGCUCCUUACAUCACCACCAAGUCAACACCUGUCCGUGGCACCUCCUCCGCCACCUCUUCCGCCACCUCUUCCACCACCUCUUCCUCCGCCUCCCGUUUUACCUUCACCAUCUAAAGGUGCAGGGAUUAAGAGCCACACCCUGAAGCUUCACUGGAGGGAGCUCCAGAACCUGACCCCGCUUCCCAGGAUGACCCGCUUUGGGAAGCAGACUAUAUGGGCCGGGCUGGAGCCAGUGCAGUUGGACACGAACCGUCUGGAGUAUUUGUUUGAGUCUAAGACCACCAGCACCAGUUUUAUGGUGGCUUCUGGGCGGCAGAAACAGUCGUCUAUUUCAGUGCUGGGCAUGAAGCGCAGUAACAUCAUAACCAUCGCCCUGAGCAGCCUGCCUCCGCCUCGCCUCCUCCCUCCUGCUAUCUACAGCAUGGACAGCAGCGUGCUGGACAGAGAGGACCUUCAGCGACUGGAAGCUCUGAUCCCAACAGAGGAAGAGCUUUGCCUGAUCAACGAAGCCAAGGCCCAGAACCCCCACGGUUCCCUGGCCCAGGCUGAACUGUGCCUGCUCACUCUGGGGGAAAUACCUCACCUGAGUACAAGACUUCAGCUCUGGACCUUCGCUCUGGACUACGACUCCUUGGAGAAGGAAAUCGCUGAGCCUCUGUUCCACCUCAAGCUGGCCAUGGAGCAGCUGGCCACCAGCCAGACCUUCAGGUGCAUCCUAGCGACCGUGUUAGCCAUCGGUAACUUUCUCAACAGCUGUAAGGCCCGUGGCUUUGAGCUGAGCUACCUUGGAAAGCUGUCCCAGGUGCGGGACACGCACACACGCCAGCCGCUGCUGCACCACGUCUGCGUGCUCCUGCUGCAGCUCUACCCACAAUCCUCUGACCUCUACUCUGACAUCACCGCCGUCACUAAAGCCGGCAAGUGUGACUACUCUCUAGUCCAGUCCAACUUUGCGCAGCUGGAGGCCAUGUGCAAAGCAUCAUGGGAGCAGUUGAAGGUUCUGGAAAAGGCUGAGGAAAAGAGGAAAGGAGGAAAAGGGGAUAAGCGGAAAGGGAAAGACGUGGAGAUGUUCGCUCCAGAGGGUUCGCUCCGUCACAAACUGCCCAAGAUCCUGAAAGAGUGCGAGGAGCGGCUGAAGGUCCUGAGAGCCGUCCACCGUCGGGUUGUCAACAGGUUCCACUCGUUCCUCAUGUUCCUGGGUUACUCCCGAGCCAUGGUGCGAGACACCAGAGCGGAGGACUUCUGCAGGACCAUCAGCAACUUCUCGCUGGAGUACCGGUCCACGAGGCAGGCCGUCCUCCUGCAGAGGGAGCGGGAGAGGGAGCGGCAGAAGAUCGGAGGUGAAAGCCCGGGGCCCAGCACGCCUGUGGGCAGGAGGAAAGGUCAUCUAACUCCAGCGUCACAGGAAAGCGACGAGCAAAGCCGCCUGGAGGAAGUGCUGAGAACGCCGGAGUCCGUUCCGAAGAGGGAUGGAACUUUACCACGAAGCCGCCGACGGAUGGCUGACAUCAAAGAUUCGUUUUCAAGAAAACUGAAAGCAUGACCUUGCCGACGUUCCCUUUUAGUCACUGGAGAAAGUUAUUUAUGAUGUUGCCGUUACACUGAACUGCUGAUCUCUUAUGUUCCCAUAUUUUACCGCGUUUCGCUGCAGAGCUUUUGUGGAAUACAUGGGAAGCUUUGCGUUGAGGAUCAAUUUUGUCAUUUGCAUGAGACAAACCAUUGCUCUUGUUGUUUUUAUAAAUAGCUAAAUUAAAGUUAGAUUGGGAAAAAAAAAAGUAUCCUUAUGAAGAAAAGCUGAUGCUAAUAGCUUAGAUUUCAAUCCGUUUUCGACUAUCAAGCUAAAGCAACAGCUAAAGCCAGAUGUUUACAUCGACAUAUUUUUUUCUCGCUGUCUGGUACUUAAUGCAAUAACGUUUUUCUGUUUUCACUCAAAAAUAUCACCACCUUUGUGUGAUAGCAAGAAAUGUGCAUUUGUAUAAUAUUUUAAUUUGCAUUUAGCGGUCAUAAAUUGCUGUUGUUUGUAAUAAACUUCUUUUUUUUUUUAAAUAUGCAUAUUAAUGUAUGUGUGUUUAGAGAAAAUAAAUAAAAUGAUUUACCAAAGGAA